Sinocyclocheilus rhinocerous is the source of this 568-nucleotide messenger RNA. RefSeq names its product 3-hydroxyacyl-CoA dehydratase 4 (gene hacd4). Bases 110 to 568 code for a protein of 152 amino acids. Gene Ontology annotation, cellular component: endoplasmic reticulum membrane. The record is from RefSeq and is a predicted model, not a curated record. Gene Ontology annotation, molecular function: 3-hydroxyacyl-CoA dehydratase activity. The transcript is spliced from 5 exons. Gene Ontology annotation, biological process: fatty acid elongation; very long-chain fatty acid biosynthetic process; sphingolipid biosynthetic process. NCBI's taxonomy places the organism in Eukaryota, Metazoa, Chordata, Actinopteri, Cypriniformes, Cyprinidae.
AAGUCUAUUACUUGAAAAUGUAAUCUUUUGCAGGUUUAGCCUCAGUCUCGCAUAUCUCUUUUCGUACAACUUGCUUCAGUUCUAUGGACACACAUGGAUUUUCACAAACAUGACAGCCAGAUUUCUCUCUUUUGGGGAAGAUGCCCAGGCUGGCACCUUCUACUUUGUGGGCGUUAUAAUGGGCGCUUGUCAGCUUCUGUCUUUGUUGGAACUGUUUCAUAUUGCAGAUGGUUUUGAGGAGUGCAGACUUUUCCCUCGCUUCAUGCAGGUAAUGCAGAGAAAUGUCCUUCUGUUUCUCCUCAUCAGUCUGGAAGAGUUUCAGAGUAAACCAGUCGUGUGUGUGCAGUUUUAUCUGUGGAAUAUACUGGGCCUUCUAAGGUAUCCACAUGAGUUAUUUUGCCUUAUAGGCACACCAUAUUUUAAAAUGCUAUGGGUGCAUCAAACACUCUCGAUCCCAGUGUACUUGCUGUCUGCUGUCACAGAAGGAUCCAGUUUAACAGUACUACUCUUGCUGAAGGAAAGGAAGGAGGAUCUUGAGAGCUGGAAUAAGAAACUGAAGAAAGACUAA